AUGAUCUUGAAGAUCAGAAAAGAUCUCUGGAAUGCACUGUGGAUGAACGCAAUGGCUCUAGGUAAUGUGGAUAAAAUUUACUCCAGUAGCGGACGAUGUCGACCAGAGCCUUCGGUGCGUUGGCUGGUGAAUGGAGUCCUUGUCGAUGAGGAGUAUGAGCACAAUACUGGUGACGUCAUAGAGAACCGACUACUAUGGCCCGCGAUACGACGCGCCGACUACGCAGCAGUCUUCACUUGCCAAGCUGCUAACUCGCAUCUAGUGCCGCCCAAGGAGGUGUCGCUGGUACUGGACAUGUUCUUGCGACCAUUAACCGUAGAAAUAAAGAAGCCUGCGGAAACGGGAGAAGGAGGAGUUCUAACAGCGGAACGGCGCUACGAAGUGGCCUGCGAGUCAGCGGGCAGCCGUCCCCCGGCCAUCGUCACUUGGUUCAAGGGCAAGAGACAGCUGAAGAGGAUAACGGAGGAGCUCCGGGACAACCUGACUAUGAGCGUGAUGAGCUUCGUUCCGACCCUGGACGAUGACGGAAAACCCAUCACAUGUCGAGCCGAAAAUCCUAACGUAACCACCCUAUCUAUGGAAACCUCAUGGACUAUCAACGUAGUCUACCCUCCGGUCGUCCGACUUCGCCUGGGCAGCUCGUUGGCAGCAGGAGAUAUCAAGGAGGGAGAUGACGUCUACUUUGAGUGUCAUGUGAGGGCCAACCCUCCUGCUAGGAAACUCUCCUGGCUACAUGAUGAUCGUCCACUGGCUCACAACGCGAGUGCACGCGUGUUCCACAGCAACCAGAGCCUUGUGCUGCAGAAAGUGACGCGACACAGCAGCGGACGGUAUGCCUGCUCUGCACUCAAUGCAGAAGGAGAGACUGUAUCUAAUGAACUACACUUUAGAGUUAAAUACGCGCCCUCCUGUCGAAGCGGCGGUGUGUCGGUGGUGGGUGCGGCCCGCGGUGAGUCCGUGGUAAUAGUGUGCGAAGUGGACGCUGACCCCCCCGCCGCCGUCUUCAAGUGGAAGUUCAACAACUCCGGGGAGACCCUCGACGUCGCCGCCGACAGAUACACCUCUAAUGGCAGCGCCUCUAGCCUUAAGUACACUCCAGUAGCCGACCUGGACUACGGGACCCUGUCGUGCUCGGCGUCCAACGAGGUGGGCGCGCAGCUCGCCCCCUGCGUGUUCCAGAUGGUGGUCGCAGGCAAACCGCACGCCCCGCGCAACUGCACGCUGUGGAAUCAGACGGCGGAGUCGGUGGAGGUGUCGUGCGUGGCGGGCUUCGACGGCGGCCUGCCGCAGACCUUCCUGCUAGAGGUCUACCAUGCCGACGGAUCCUCCCCGAGAGUAAACUUAACAUCAGAAGAGCCGUCGUGGACGAUACGAGGAUUGGAGUGGGACGUGCGCUUUCGACUCAUAGCCGUGGCGGUGAACAGCAAGGGUCGAUCACCACCCGCCUCCCUAGAUGACGUGCUGUUCAGAGACCCGGAGAAGAGAACAGCAACGGAAGCGUCACUAGGCAUGAGCAGCAUGCUGGGCGCAGCGGGAGCGGGAGCGGGUGCGAUAUUCGCGCUGUUGGCGGGGGCGUGUGCCGUGUCGCUGCGACGGAGGCGGCGGCCGCGUCUAGCCAAGCCGCUGCCCGCGCCGCUCGUCACCCAGCACCUCGCUCUUAAACAACCAGAAUUGGACGACGCUGAACCAGAUCUGAUACCCAAUAAUUAUUGUGAAGCGACGAGCGCGCCUAGUCUCUCCGUGUCGUCUCCCGCGCGGACAGGCCCCGCACCCCUCACCACCCCGGCGUGCAACGGUCCUGGCGCGUCGUGGACGUGGGGCGCGCGGUGCCGGGAGCCGGCGGACGCGGCGCUGGGGCGGAGCGCCUCCGCCACGCUGCGAGCCGCCGCGGACCUCAACGUUGACGCCAUCAAAGAGAAACUCUUAGACAAUCGAAUCCCGGAAUCCUGCGUCUAGAACAAUUGUACUAAUAUAAGAAAAUACGCGUUUAUUUUUUAAGAAUUGUGGUUGUCGCGUCCGGAACUGUACUGAGUGAAGCGUCCUCGAUCGAGGAAUACAGAAGGGAUUGUGAGCACGUGUGUGCCGAGUCCCCGUGCACUCCGCAACAGUCCUCGACCCUCUCGAGUGGCCAUUAUGCGAAGCCGGCCCCGGUCGCUAACUAGACUCCACGACGUGUCGAUGUCGCGUGUGAAGACGAUGGCCGGUACCCUGCUUCCAGCUCCACUGGAGGCGUCUCGGUCACAUUUUGUUCGGUUUCAAAAAUAACUGUAUUAAAUGAUCACCUUUUACACAGACAUUUACUGGCUUUUAUAUAGAAACGCAUUUUUGGAAAAAUCGACAAAGGGAAGAGAUCUUCCACCAAGCGGGUGCCGUUGCUCGGCAGACCGAUGGUCCAAGUCUUCUAGUUCGGGACUUUUAUCCCUGGAAAGUUGGCUUAAAAGUGUCGUUAACGCGAUUCAGGCAUAUUUGUUAACCGCUACAGAUAUGUAUCGCGGAAUCCGUUUUUUUUUUCAUAUGAAAUUUUAAUGUGUGCUUGUUACUUUAUUAAUAAGCACAAUGAUUAUCUUAACACAAGUACAUAAAUUGGACGCAGUAUAAUCAACACGUAGACUAAUUAUUUGCCAACAAGCUUUUUUUUUACUAUAUAAAAUAUAGUUACAUAUUAUCAUAUCAACAAGCCCAUUUCUAAGCGACUCAUACACCAUACCAGUCUUGAAUAAAUUAAAAAAAAGCGUUAACGUAAAAAUUGGAAACCGGGGUUGAUAACAUAACAUUAAAUCUAAAAUUUUAUACUGGUUUCCAAGUCCGCUCACGAAAAACAUUCGCAAGCAAACAUAAUCCGGUGAUCUCCGAACACAGACUCCACUCGCUGGAAGUUUUUCUCUUUGAAGAAGGAACAAAUAGUUUUGAAGCUUGAGUACCCCGGCCAAUCGAUCAGCGUCCAAAACGGUAACACAUACAUGCACAUUGAACUUGUGAACUUCACAAUGGCCACUCUUCUGCUCACAUUAUGUUAUAAGGAACAAAGAACAUCGAUUCCCGACUUGAGCUCGACGAGGAGGGAGCGCGCGCUGUGCGGUAUUUGUUCGCUGAUUAUAUUGUACUUUCAAUUUCCAAAUGGCCCACUCUAGAAGGGCCGGCUGAAACUCCGCUGUGAUCCGUUCGAACCCUUCACAUCGAGAGCUGCGUGGGUGAGAGUGCAGUGCUCCAUCGCUGCGUCCAUUCGCCACACUAACUGUUGUUGAAGCGAUGUUUUCAAGGCAAAUUUCAGUAUCUGUUUCAGUUUUAGUUUAAUUGUAAAUAUUAUCUGCCUAGUCUGUAAGCGACUGAAUCUUUGCCACUUUUUUACUUGUCUAAUAAAUUAGCUAAUUAUUUACGUUAUAUACUAGAUAAAAUGAAUCCAUCGUUACUAUUAAAAUCUUUAUGUAAAUAAUGUUUGUACUCGAAAUGUAACAAUGUGCCCAAUGUGGUGGUAAUAUAAACGUGUUGUAGUUGAAAAAUUUAAAGUAUUUCAUCUUGUAAAUAUAUUAUUUUACUGUUUAACGGAUAAGAAAAAUAUCUUAGAUUAAUAAAUACAUUUUAAUUGAAUUAAUAUCAAAAGGAUCUUAUUAAUAUAUAACAGUGUUGUACAUGGACUAGGUUGUAAUAUUGGCUUAGGGGAUGUUUUCGGGGAACGAGACAUAGAUGGCGCUGAUCAAGAAAAUACAAGAACUCCCGACAUUCUGUUAGUGUUAAAAUGUACAUACAAGCCCAACAAAAAUUAUAAAUUAAUGAUUCAAGACUAAUAGAAAACUUGUGAAUUGGACUAUGGUUAAUUCGUUCUGAUCUUCCAUUAGCAAACUUUAAAUAUUCUUGUACAUUUGAUUUGUCCGAGCUCUGUGUGAACUGCAUGGACGUUCUUGUGUAACGGUCAUAUAAACAAAACCAUAUCCACAGACACAUAUCAUUGCAGAUAGUAUUUACCUUGUUACCGUGUUCAGAUUACAUUGAUUUCAAAGCAAAUCAUAUUUUGACCGGAAGUAACACGAACGGGAAAACGUAAACAGGUUAAAUUAUCUUUUCAUCAGGAUCACAAUUUGUAGCUUAAUGUAAUUUAGAGUGAAAUGGAUAUGAUUUGAAGCUAAUAACUGGAUCAAGUUUUUGUAACGUACAAAAUUGAAUGAUUGAUCUCGAUUUAUUUACGAACAGACUGAGAUUCCUUUACUUAGAUAGCUCGUAGGUAAUAAUAUGUGUAUAAAUAUAAUUUGUAAGCGGAAAGUGAUUUGUUAUGAUAAAGUUAACAACUCAAAGAGUUCGCCCUACUGUUGACAUAUUUAUUUAAUGAGAAUAAAGG
Messenger RNA from Bombyx mandarina (wild silkworm), 4333 nucleotides. RefSeq names its product nephrin-like. The record is from RefSeq and is a predicted model, not a curated record. Lineage: Eukaryota; Metazoa; Arthropoda; Insecta; Lepidoptera; Bombycidae.